GGAACCGUAGAUGCUGGAUCAUUUGGAGAGUUUGCCCGUCCUCUGCGCACCGACCGUUCUGGAAAACCCGCCGCACAGCCUGAGAGCCGGCUUUUAGAGCUUUCACUGAAGGAUAAAUGUGCUGAAAAGUCGCCCAACUUCUCCACCAAAGCUCAGUUUUUCUUUCUUCCAUUUUUUUUUUUUUUUUUUUUUUUUUUACGGCGGAGCGCCUGGACUGCUUUGAGUCAUCUCCUCUUUUUCCCCCCCCUUUUUCAUACGAGGAUACCUGUACCUCUACUGAUGGAACAGGGUCACUCCAACGCCCUCUUGCAGCCUCCCAACACCACCUAACAUUUCCUGGAAGAACGUGUCCAUUGCGUGCUCCCAAGAAACAUGGACUGUUUUCCCAUGCUUUCUUUUCUGUCGAGACAUCAUGAUUCCUGGUAAUCGAAUGCUGAUGGUCAUUUUAUUAUGCCAAGUCCUGCUGGGAGAGAGCAGCCAUGCCAGUCUGAUACCUGAAGAAGGGAAGAAGAAAGUGCCUGGCCUGCAGGGUCGUUCGGCUGCUCAGAGCCAUGAACUGUUGCGGGACUUUGAGGCCACGCUGCUGCACAUGUUCGGCCUCAAGAGGCGGCCGCGGCCCAGUCGCUCAGUUACCGUGCCCCGCUACCUGCUGGACCUCUAUCGGCUGCAGUCGGGGGAGGCCGAAGAGGCCGGAGCGCACGACAUCGACUUUGAGUAUCCCGAGAGGUCUGCCAGCCGGGCCAACACUGUGAGGGCCUUCCACCAUGAAGAGCACAUGGAGAGGAUCCAUGAGCUGGGUGAUGGAGAAUCCAUGCCCCUCCGCUUCCUGUUCAACCUCAGCAGCAUUCCAGAGGACGAGCUGCUUUCCUCUGCAGAGCUAAGACUCUACCGUAGUCAGAUUGAUGAGGCCACCGCUGACGAUCAGAGUCUGCACCGCAUAAACAUCUACGAGGUCCUGAAGCCCCCGCGGCCCGGGCAGCUCAUCACCCAGCUUCUGGACACACGCCUCGUUCGGCACAACGCGUCUCGGUGGGAGUCCUUUGAUGUCAGCCCUGCCAUCUUGCGCUGGAGUCGCGAGGGCCUCCCUAAUUAUGGUCUGGCUGUGGAGGUUCUGCACCUCAACCAGACCCCACACCACCAGGGCCGACACGUCCGCAUCAGCCGCUCAGUGCACCAAGAGCCCAUGGAGGACUGGGAACAGUUACGCCCUCUUUUGGUUACUUUUGGUCAUGACGGUAAGGGUCACCCGCUGACCCGGCGGACCAAGCGCAGCCCCAAACAACGGGGCCGCAAAGGCAGGCGCAACUGCCGCCGCCAUGCACUGUACGUAGACUUCAGUGAUGUAAACUGGAAUGACUGGAUAGUGGCACCGCCUGGCUAUCAGGCGUAUUACUGCCACGGGGAGUGCCCCUUUCCCCUGGCAGAUCAUUUAAACUCCACCAACCAUGCCAUUGUUCAGACACUGGUGAACUCUGUGAAUAACAACAUUCCCAAGGCCUGCUGCGUGCCAACAGAGCUCAGCGCCAUCUCCAUGCUCUACGUGGACGAACAUGACAAGGUGGUCCUGAGAAACUACCAGGAAAUGGUAGUGGAGGGCUGUGGCUGCCGCUAGCGCACGACGUCGCAAAAACUCUUGGACAAAAAUAGCGCCUUGAACAAAGCAAUGUGGACACUAAAACAAAUCAGAAGGUCUUUUUUUUUUUUAAAUGUUCACUUGGACCCUUAUUUAUAACUCUAAUGAGGUGUAUGUUUGUCUCACUUUUUUGUUUUCUUUGACAAUAUGAUCAUAUAUUUUGACAAAAUAUAUAUAAAUAUAUAUAUAUAUUUAUAUCUACACAUUAAAAAUAAAUUGAGUUCUUAUUUUAAACAUAAAGAAAUUGUUUAUCCUUCCAUAUUGUAUAUUGGAUUUUGUAAGUUGUUUUUUAUUCAAAGUAUAGUAACAAAAGUAAAAAAAAUAAAUAAAAAAACAAACAAACAAAAAAAACACCCCCAAAAGUAUUAGGUUAUUUGCUAGUAAUAUUUAUUGCUUUCAUAAUAAAAAUGAACUGCAUUCUACCACGUACAAGCCAUGUCACAAAAAUAUUUCUUUUUUAGCAAAUACAAUUUUAAAGUUAUUUAUUGACUACUUUUGAACCAGUUAAGAACCAAAUUAAAAGGCAUUAAAGUAAACUUAAAUAAAAGAAAAUUGUCAACAAGAAAUCUGUCAAUCUCCAUUAAUUUUGUGGAAUUUAAACUGGAAUUAAUGCCAGACAAGUUUAAUUAUCAUGUGGAUUAGAGUUAUGAUUUGGUUUUCAGUCAAAGAGUUGGACAAGAAGAGAAAAUAUGAAAAAGCAAAAACAGAACUGAUCCAAGCAAACAUUCCCAGAAGAACAUCUGAAUAAAGACAGGUUUAUAAAUACACCAGUUGUAUAGAUAGUGCAACAAUUUUUUGGGAGUUUGAAAGCUGUACAAACAGUCAGAUUUUAAACAUGAAUGUAGUCAUUUCCGCUGCUUGUAUUUUUGCUGUAAAACAGCCCUUAAGUGGAAUUCCCUCUAGGGCCUCCUCUACCGUAUUCACAUAAAAUAAAACAUUGAUUAUUAAGUGAUAUCACCCAUGAAUAACUUGAAAAUAAAUUUAAUUUGUACAUUUAUUAUUACAUGUUUUUAAUGAAAAAGUCUUGCAGGGAUAUUUACAGAGGAUCUCAAAGGUCUUUAUGUUAUUGGGCUAUGUUGUCCUCAAAUUUCACCUUACAGUCAGGUAAGCUCACAUGUGGUAGAUGUGAUACUUGAUAAACCCAUACCAGCCUUGUUGUGUUUUUUAGCUGGUCACUGUGUUGCAGUGAUGUUUUUUUUUUUUUUUGUUUGUUUUUUUUGUUUUUUUUUUGUUCCAGACGUCCCCACGUUGGAGGCAUGAUUGUGUCUGAUGCCUCGACACAACAUGGCUGAGUCCUCAGAAAGAUCAAAGGUUAGACGCUCUGUCUCCUGCCUUUGUCUUCUCUGGCUCAUGCCGGCAGAGGAAAGACGGCCGUCUCCAACGUGUCCCCCACCAGACAAAAGACUUCAACAUAACUUAUUUACAAGCUGACGACUGGCCCAAAUUAUAUGAUAAUGUUUAGCGAGAAUCCCUUUGAACUGCUGAAUGACACUCUGGUGUCAUGCUAGAGAGUGCCCGAUGUGUCUGCUGGUCAAUAUUUGAAUGGAAACAAUGCAGUUUGAUAAUAGCAGAACAAUAUUUUAAUGCUCUUGUUCCUUAGUUCUUGAACUACAGCAGGUUACUUAGUGGAAUUAAAAAACACUGAGAAGAAAUGUCGAUAUAAAGCAACCUUUUGCACAAUGAAUAGCAGGCACAUGUUCUAGCACAUUGUUAUUUGCUUAAAGCAGAAACUACAAAAAUUCGACAAUGAUUCAAAGCCGCAGUUAACUAUCAUCUACUUCUAAGUCAGAAAACCAGUGGAAUAUGCUAAUUAUUGCUCUUAGCAAUCAGCUAAAUAGUAGCUACAAGCUAACUACUCUUACCAAUGAUACAAUAAUUACUAUUAUCAGCAACAAGCUAACUUGCCUUACCAGAUGAGCCCAUUUACUAUUGGGAGCAACAAGCUAACAGAGGAUGCCUUUUCUGCAUUUUAAAAUUGCAUAUUUAAAAACUAAAAGGAACAUGAGCGCCCGCAGUAAUUGAGAACUUUGUGUGAAGAAGAUGUAAUAAGACAAACUGUCAAAAAGUGCAAAUAAGCCGUUCAUUUCUGCACCUUGCUGUAUGUUGUAAACACUCAGCAGGCUUAUUGGAUUUUAAGGCUUGUUAACCAUUUCUGUGUGGAUUUGGCCAAAUAUUUUUGGCUGACUGCUGAUAAUGACCCAUUUUAAGUUUCCUGGCAGAGUCCAACAGAAUGUCCUGGUAUUUCAGAGAUUUUAAUAGUGCCAUGCACUCUUUAACGAGCUUCUCAGGGGCAGUGGAGGGAAUACAGGCAGUAAGCAUCAUAAAUCCUCCACCACACUUCAUGACAGACAUGUGGUAUUUUUCAAUGUAUUCAUUCUUUAUUUGACGAAAAACUGAUCUGGAAAGCUUAUUGCAGAAUCGCGUCUUCUCCAUAUUAUUAAUAUUGAUAUAAAUAAAGAUACCGCCAUGUUUUAAGCAUAAAGGGAUUAAGACAGAUUUUAAGAUUCUGAUUGAAAAUAAACCUCUAGCUUUCCCCGUUCCAAUGUCAAACUUAGGGGAUGAUUUUUUAUUUUUUUUCUACAUUGUUUGAAAUUUCAGAGAAAAAAAAUAAAUACUUAAUCAAAUGUCAAGGUUCAAGCAGAAAUACUUCCUUCUGGACUUUAAAAAUAACAUAGCAAAGUGAAAGAUUUCAAGUUUUUUCAUGUUAAUGAAUAGUGGGAGGUUCAAGCUUUCGUUUUCAGAUGGAGUCACUGUUGUAGUUUGUGUCAAUGUACACUGUGGGAAAAUUUAAAGUUUAAAAAGACAUAACUUGUAACAUGCAUCAGAUAAGGGUUUACCCUAAUUUCAUUUUAUUUCUUAAACAAAUCACACAAGUUUGUUUUUAUCUCAGUGGAGCAUGCUGAGGUGCCCUCAGGUCAACUAAUUGCCCCUUUUCUUCUCUUUGAUGCCUGCAUAUCAGCAUCAGAAAGAAGGGGCUCCUAAACAAAGGGCAGACGGAAGAAUUUUAUUUUGAAGUGUUUGAAAACAGGGGACCUGGGCUGUGGGAGGCUUUUUGAUCCCUUUUGUUCACUUUCUUGGGAGUCCAAUUAUAAAAUCUCAACCAAUCCAUGCUGAUAUUUUGCAAGAACCUGCCAUUUAUAGUAACAGUCGAUCUGGCCCAAUAUUACGUACACAAAGGGAAUGGUUGGUAUUCUGAGACUUUGAAACUAACAUUUAAAACUACCAAAGCACCUGUAAAGCUGCCAUUUAGUUUACUGGCCUGCUUUGAGGCAAGCCAUUAAAGUUUAGGUUUCGUGCAGGAAAUCCACGUAAUCCUUUAAAUGUUCUGAAGAAAUUCAGGAAAUCAAGGAGCGUGACUGAGUAUGAGCGUGUGUGACGAUAAAUGGGGGAGAGGGGGCCAAUUACAGAAUAACUCUUAUAAACAGAUUGAGAGCUUUGUCAUUCCAAUGUGACGUGCCACUUAGUCUCCUGCAGAAACUUGUUCUCACGCAAUUACAGGUGAGUCAUUAGGCAGCAGAUCUAUUGACACUACUGGCCUAAGUGAUGUGCUGGAGUCUUCAAAAAGGCUUUUUACUCUGACAUUCCAUCGUAAAGUAGAAGGCGAGUGUUUACAGACAGUAAAACCACCUCCGAAGAAGAAAGGACGACAAGUUCCAGUCGCAUGGCUUUCUUUUAGUUUGAGCACUCCAAGACUCUGUUGUGGAAAUGUUCCUUUUACUUCCAGAAGUCACAAGAUGUUGAAGAUUUAAUUGUGCAUUUGUUUGUGUGUGUGUGGGCGUGUGUUUGUGGGCGUGUACGCGCGUGUGUGUCUACAUUAACCUUCCAAGAAGUCAUGUGACUUUUACUGAUAAGAAUCAACUUAAUUAGAAAGCACUGGAAAGCACUGCAAUGUUAACACAAGAAGCCAUUUUCAUGCAAAAAGUGGUAACGACACGUAUUCUUGUUUACCGUUUCGUCAAUAGAUGGAUGUAAACUAACUUGUGGGAAACCGGUGACGUUUUAUGGGAAUCCUAACAAUAUCAAAGUUGAAAAGAAAUUCUGCGGGUAGAGAGCUGUUGUCUAAAAUAUUACAUUUUCCUAUUUUAUAACUUUGUAAAAUGUUUAUACUGUGCCAGAUGGACAAUAUCUAAUAAACACCCCAUUUUCUCCAAGCAAAACAUGUUGAAAAUUUGCAUUCUACCUAAACCAUAUUAGCCACUUUUAUAAUGUAAACAACCAAUUUAAAUGAAGUUCAUUCAAAACCACAAAAGCUAAAUGUUUUUAGGAUAUAAAUAUUCAUAUAUCUUCUUUAUUUCAAGGGCUACUGUUAGAUUUUAUUCUUUGGGAACAACUAUCUUCAUAUGUCAAAAAAAAACAAACCCUACAAAAUAUGUUAAAGCUAUUUUUUCCUAUUCAGCAAAAACACGCCAAUAUAAAUGAGAAGUGGAAGUUUAGCAGUGUUCUUGGGGGAUUUAUUGUUUUGGUUUUUCACCACACAUCCAGAUUAUGGCGAAUGUACAUGAGCUGCCAAAGUUUUGAGUUACGAAAGAGGAGAUCCAAUGUAAAGCAUUCAGCUUGGACCUUUUGCUUCCCGCGGUAAAUGAAGAAUAGUUUCUGAAAACACGUGCUG
Molecule: messenger RNA, 6242 nt
Organism: Gambusia affinis (western mosquitofish)
Lineage: Eukaryota; Metazoa; Chordata; Actinopteri; Cyprinodontiformes; Poeciliidae
Gene: bmp4
Product: bone morphogenetic protein 4
Exons: 4
Coding region: 413-1612 (399 amino acids)
Biological process (GO): negative regulation of apoptotic process; negative regulation of transcription by RNA polymerase II; BMP signaling pathway
Cellular component (GO): extracellular region
Molecular function (GO): growth factor activity; BMP receptor binding; cytokine activity
Source: RefSeq, a predicted model, not a curated record